UUUUGUUUUCUCAAUAUUACUGACUUAUUUUGUAUUUGUCUUUUAUUUGAUUCUCUUGUUUUCUAAAUAAUUGUUAUCAUCUACAUAUAGCGAUUUAUGUCCUCCUGUAUAACUUUCAUGCUUCUGAAUUAUUUCUCUUAACUGUUUGUAUUUAAUUUGCCAUAAUUUUGUUAACUUUUCUUUUAAUAGAAGGCCUGGAUAGUCUUACUUUUCUACAGUUAUGGCGGACAAAUUAACAAGAAUUGCUAUCGUCAACCAUGACAAAUGUAAACCUAAGAAAUGUCGGCAAGAGUGCAAAAAGAGUUGUCCUGUGGUUCGGAUGGGAAAACUGUGUAUAGAGGUUACACCCCAAUGCAAAAUAGCAUGGAUUUCUGAAACUCUUUGUAUUGGUUGCGGUAUUUGCAUUAAGAAAUGCCCCUUUGGCGCCUUAUCAAUUGUCAAUUUACCAAGCAACUUGGAAAAAGAAACAACGCAUCGAUAUUGUGCCAAUGCCUUCAAACUUCACAGGUUGCCUAUCCCUCGUCCAGGUGAAGUUUUGGGAUUAGUUGGAACUAAUGGUAUUGGAAAGUCAACUGCUUUAAAAAUUUUAGCAGGAAAGCAAAAACCAAACCUUGGGAAGUAUGAUGAUCCACCUGAUUGGCAAGAAAUUUUGACUUACUUCCGAGGAUCUGAAUUGCAAAAUUACUUUACCAAGAUUCUAGAAGAUGACCUAAAAGCCAUUAUCAAACCUCAGUAUGUGGACCAAAUUCCCAAAGCUGCAAAGGGGACAGUAGGGUCUAUUUUGGACCGAAAGGAUGAAACAAAGACACAGGCAAUUGUAUGUCAGCAGCUUGAUUUAACCCAUCUAAAGGAACGAAAUGUUGAAGAUCUUUCAGGAGGAGAGUUGCAGAGAUUUGCUUGUGCUGUCGUUUGCAUACAGAAAGCUGAUAUUUUCAUGUUUGAUGAACCUUCUAGUUACCUAGACGUCAAGCAGCGUUUAAAGGCUGCCAUUACUAUACGAUCACUAAUAAAUCCAGAUAGAUAUAUCAUUGUGGUGGAGCAUGAUCUAAGUGUAUUAGACUAUCUUUCUGACUUCAUCUGCUGUUUAUAUGGUGUACCAAGUGCAUAUGGUGUUGUCACAAUGCCUUUUAGUGUAAGAGAAGGCAUAAACAUUUUUUUGGAUGGCUAUGUUCCAACAGAAAACUUGAGAUUCAGAGAUGCAUCACUUGUUUUUAAAGUGGCUGAGACAGCAAAUGAAGAAGAAGUUAAAAAGAUGUGUAUGUAUAAAUACCCAGGAAUGAAGAAAAAGAUGGGAGAGUUUGAGCUAGCAAUUGUAGCUGGAGAGUUUACAGAUUCUGAAAUCAUGGUGAUGCUAGGGGAAAAUGGUACGGGUAAAACAACGUUUAUCAGAAUGCUCGCUGGAAGACUUAAACCUGAUGAAGGAGGAGAAGUACCAGUUCUAAAUGUCAGUUAUAAGCCACAGAAGAUCAGUCCCAAAUCAACUGGAAGUGUUCGCCAGUUACUACAUGAAAAGAUAAGAGAUGCUUAUACUCAUCCACAAUUUGUGACUGAUGUAAUGAAGCCUCUGCAAAUUGAAAACAUCAUUGACCAAGAGGUGCAGACAUUAUCUGGUGGUGAACUGCAACGAGUAGCUUUAGCUCUUUGUUUGGGCAAACCUGCUGAUGUCUAUUUAAUUGAUGAACCGUCUGCAUAUUUGGAUUCUGAGCAAAGAUUGAUGGCAGCUAGAGUUGUCAAACGUUUCAUCCUCCAUGCGAAAAAGACAGCCUUUGUUGUGGAACAUGACUUCAUCAUGGCCACCUAUCUAGCAGAUCGGGUCAUCGUUUUUGAUGGUGUCCCAUCUAAAAACACUGUUGCAAACAGUCCUCAGACCCUUUUGGCUGGCAUGAAUAAAUUUUUGUCUCAGCUUGAAAUUACAUUUAGAAGAGAUCCAAACAACUAUAGGCCAAGAAUAAACAAACUCAAUUCAAUUAAGGAUGUCGAACAAAAGAAGAGUGGAAACUACUUUUUCUUGGAUGAUUAGACUGACUGAGAAUAUCAAUAAGCCAUUUAUUAAAAGAAACAUUUAUUGAGAUUGUUGUAUAAAACUUGAAUCAGGUUUUAUGCUCUACAUACUUUGGACCUUGAAGUGUAACUUACUUGAUGUAAUAUCAAAAACCAGUUGUGUUGUAAGUUGUAGUCUGAACACAGGAAAUGCCACUUUUCUGUUCUUGUUGACAAGUCCCUUUUUGUGCAUAACAUUUUUAAAUGAAGACAUUUCAAGUUAUACAAAUUACCUCCAAGUUUUUAUGAUGAAUAGGAAGAUUUUCAAUAGAUGUAUUAUAUUCGUGUACCAAAUGCUGACCCACAUUGCCCCAUUUUAAAAAAUCUUUGAGAAAUGUUUUCUGUGCUACUGUGGUCUGUCAAGUAUGCCAGUAUAAUGAAACAGCCCUUAUUUUAAAAACCAGUCUAAGAUACCACUGAUGAGAUUUGAUAAACAUCAGGAUUAUAGUUUAUUUGUUCUCAAUCUUUACACCAAUGUAUUACUUUCCAAGGAAGAUUAUUUACUACAAAACACUGUUGUCAGAAAAUGGGUAUUUGUUACUAAUUUAAGCAUUGUUUUUUAAUGUUUUAAAUGUUUUUUGGUGCUUUUGAACAUCUUUAUCAUUUCCCACUGCUUUCAAUGGGAAAGCAGAAUAGAGGGAAGAAAUAGAAAUUGUUUGAACAAACUUUUAGAGUUCCUUGAAACAAGAGAAAGCUUGAUUAACAUAAAAACAGUGGUUAAAAAGUAUAUUUUGAUUGGGCCCCGUUAGGCCUUUUUAAAAUAAUUUGUAAGUAAUCUAUAAAUAAAUGUUUGUGAAAAAUUCAAGUUCAGAAAAGUAAACAUAAUAAAAAGUUGCCUCCCUUUUCACAUUACCCUCCCAGAGGUUCCCAGUGUUUAACAUGUAUCCUUUCAUGCUUUUUUCUCUGCACUUACAUAAGUGUGAAUAUGUAAAGGGUUUGUUUGUUUUGUACAUAAAUGGGAUUACACGAUAGGGCCUAUUUUUAGGGAUAGGUUAAAUUUGCGGAUGAUUGUUCAAAUAUAUUGAAUAAAAUAAGAUAAAAACUAUU
Molecule: messenger RNA, 3087 nt
Organism: Choloepus didactylus (southern two-toed sloth)
Lineage: Eukaryota; Metazoa; Chordata; Mammalia; Pilosa; Megalonychidae
Gene: ABCE1
Product: ATP binding cassette subfamily E member 1
Exons: 17
Coding region: 221-2020 (599 amino acids)
Biological process (GO): ribosomal subunit export from nucleus; translational initiation; translational termination
Molecular function (GO): ATP hydrolysis activity; ATP binding; ribosomal small subunit binding
Source: RefSeq, a predicted model, not a curated record